UUAAUAUCAAAGUCUAUAAUUUGGUAGUUGGGAGUUAUUUUCUUCAGCUACUUCCAUGGAACUACUCCGAUCACCACCUGCUGCUGCUGCUGCUUCUGCUUCCUCCGCCCGAUUCAUCAACCCCUCCGCCUCCCCUCCUCUCUUCAAGCUUCAAUCCAAUUUUAAUUCCCAACCAAAAAUCUCCAUUUUCAAGCACUUGAAGAUUUACCAUGUUAACGCUAUUUGUAGACUUAAACUCAAGCAUUUGCCUCGGGUCUCCGCCAAUGCCAAGGCCUCUUCUCCGCCUCCGCCACCACCUACGCCGCCCACUUCUAGAGCCAACAAUAGGAAGAUCGCCGUCGUGGCCUGCUCCGCGGUUACCGUAGCACUAGCCAUUGCCAAUCGCGUGCUUUACAAGCUCGCCCUUGUUCCCAUGAAGGAAUUCCCUUUUUUUCUCGCGCAGCUAACCACUUUCGGGUAUGUGGUUAUAUAUUUCUCUGUCCUUUACAUGAGAUACCGAGCUGGCAUCGCUACUGAUGAGAUGCUUGCCUCUCCAAAGUUUCCUUUUAUAAUAAUUGGUUUUCUGGAGGCUCUUGGAGUUGUUUCGGGGAUGUAUUCCGGAGCCAUGCUACCUGGACCAGCUAUACCAAUAUUAAAUCAGACAUUUUUGGUAUGGCAGCUGACAUUUUCUGUACUCCUCUUGGGGAGGACUUACACUUUGAACCGACUUGUCGGAUGCUUUCUAGUUGCUGCCGGUGUUGUAUUGGCAGUUACAAGUGGAUCAGAACAUGAUCAAUUGCUCUCUGGAGUUGGAAUCGUGUGGCCAGCAUUAAUGUUAGCUUCAAAUGCAUUUCAAGCAGUUGCUUCUGUUGUCAAGGAAUCUGUUUUUCUUGAUGCUGCAACCCGCCUCAAGGGAAAAGUGCUGGACAUUUUUGUUGUCAAUUCCUUUGGAUCUGGAUUUCAGGCUCUUUUCGUGCUCCUGUGUCUGCCUCUUUUGUCAAACUUGAAGGGUAUCCCAUUUUCUGAACUCCCCUCGUACUUGAGAAGUGGUGCUGCUUGCUUCCUUAAUAUUGGAGCCAAUACAACAGGGUGUGAUGGAGCCCCAAUGCUACCCAUCCUUUACAUAAUAACCAAUAUAGCCUUCAACAUAUCAGUGCUCAAUCUUUUAAAAUAUUCUUCUGCUGUUGUCUCUUCCCUUGCUGUGAUGUCCUCAGUACCAAUUUCGAUCUAUAUUCUUUCCCUUCCAUUGCCAUACCUCCCAGAAGGUGUAAGCUUGAGCCCCUUUUUCGUCUUAGGCAGUGUGGUCCUUAUGGUUGGACUCAUCGUGUACAAUCUUUCCUGGCCUCUCAAGCAGGACUCAGAUAAUUUGUGACAGCAUUUGGACUUGUAUGUGCAUCUUUUCUUUCAUAUCUGUAUUACCUUUUGUCUUGGAGUAGCUUAUUGUGGUUGGUUACGGCAAGAGGACUGUUUAAUGUUAAAGCCCUUGGAUAAGCGCACCGGUUCUCAUCAAAUUCAAGCAUCAACUCUGGCACUUCUACGCCACUGAAUUUUGCACAACCACAUCUGGCGCUUUCAUGCACUUGGGCAUCGGAAGAAAUUCUAGGUGAUUCUCUAGCCAAAUAGUUCCACUUUUAAGGUUUUGAGACUGUUGAUAGUAUUAUGUUCUUUCUAUAUAUGCUUACUAUGUUGGUAAGAACUGAACUCGCAUUAUAUCCAUAUAGUAUGUAUAGUAAUUUUGCAAGAAUAAACGGAAAAAUACUAA
This is a messenger RNA of Sesamum indicum (sesame), 1741 nucleotides long. Its product is annotated as protein CLT2, chloroplastic. Lineage: Eukaryota; Viridiplantae; Streptophyta; Magnoliopsida; Lamiales; Pedaliaceae. The record is from RefSeq and is a predicted model, not a curated record.